Nycticebus coucang (slow loris) is the source of this 4461-nucleotide messenger RNA. RefSeq names its product serum response factor (gene SRF). The coding region runs from base 1494 to 2513 and encodes 339 amino acids. Lineage: Eukaryota; Metazoa; Chordata; Mammalia; Primates; Lorisidae. Gene Ontology annotation, biological process: positive regulation of transcription by RNA polymerase II. Gene Ontology annotation, molecular function: protein dimerization activity; DNA-binding transcription factor activity, RNA polymerase II-specific; serum response element binding. The record is from RefSeq and is a predicted model, not a curated record. The transcript has 7 exons.
GGAGGUGAGAGGCGGCAAGUCCGCAGGAGGUGUGUGGGAGGGGAUGGCUGUUAGCCCGGGAGGGCCAAAGGGGAGGGGCCGUCAGGGGAAUGUGGGGAGAGGGGAGAUGCUGCGAACGUCCGGGAUCAAGGGGAGACGAGCCGAGGUGGGAGUGACCGGCGCUAGAGAGGAAGAGGGCCCUUGCGGAGUUAAGGAGUAAGGAACGGUAAUAGGAACCUGCAAGGGCUGCCGGGGAGGUGUAUAAUGGGUCUCUAGGGUCAGUAGGUCUGGUGUGUCCUGUUGUUCAGGGGAGGGUGGGGAAAAGCUAGGAGCAGAAAAGAAGGUAAGGACAGAGGUAAGGAGGCUGGAGCUGCAUGACAACAAUUAGCAAGCAUGUGUGAAAGGAAGGUGCGCACCACUGGAGUUGUGCUGGCCAGAAAGACAGGCCAGGGAUAGGGACCAGGUAAGGCAGCAGGAGAACUGGUGCUGCCCUGACCAGCAGGGGUCUAGUCCUAGCUGGCCAUGUGUUUUCCAUUGCAUUGCAUCCACUGGAAACCCCAUGCUCCCAGCGAGACUGGCUGCAGAAUAGCCAGUCUUUGGGACAAGUGGGUUUUUCAGACUUAGGGAGAAUCUGUGCAUGGAUGGAGUUUGUGGGGAAGUUGGGGGGAUUUUCAGAGGUAAUUAGAAAUUCCUCUUCUGCUCAUCAAUUAUCCAGUGAAAAGUGGUGAGGAAAGAAGUCAUCUUGAGUGUAGAGGAUAUGGGAAGGGAUGGUAGCAGAGGAGUUGGGAAACAAGAAGCUAGAACCUUGAGAACAUUGGCUGGUGUUUAUAUCUGUCCCAUAAAGAAACUGGAGCCACUUCUAAGGUGGCUUGUGGAACUUUGUUGGGAAUAGAGCAUGGCAUUUAUGGGGCCAUGCUUGAAAGUCCCCUUAUCGGGUUCGUGGCAGUGUAUUUGGUACUAAUCUAGCUCCCAUCUCUUAUCACUCCAGACACUGUUUUAUCAGUGUCCCUUGCCACUCCAUCAUUAGUGGAGAAAGUUGGGGUGGGGGAGGUUUAUGAAGGAAAACCAUCUUCUUUCUUUCCUUCCUUCCUUCUCCUCCCCAAGACAAAGAAAAAAGGGUACUACAGUAUUAUAGGGCAGAAGUUAGGCUAUGGCAAUAAGUUAGAGCCUGUGGAGUUUCUGGGAAGAAAUAUAGGACAGUUUGUAGCUUAAGUGGAUCCUUAUCACUAAUGUCUUGUUGUGAAUUCCAGUGUAAUAGGGAUCCAUCCUGUUCCCUGUGACAGUGAAGAGGGGCUGAGAUUCCAUAGAGCUCUGGGCAUCAAGCUGUGUUGGGGAGCAGCUAGCUGGAUCCUCCACAUCCUCUGAAGUUAUAUGUUCCAUCACUGGGGGGCUGUAACUGUUUGCUUGGAAUAUUUGCAGGUCAGUGGGGCCCCUCCUCAAAGGAGGAGAAUGGAUAGUUUUGCUGCUUCCAGAUGCACUGAUAAGACCCCAUACCCCCACCUGAGUCACUAUAGAUGAAGGCCUAUGAGCUGUCCACGCUGACAGGGACACAGGUGCUGUUACUGGUGGCCAGUGAGACAGGCCAUGUGUAUACCUUUGCCACACGCAAACUUCAGCCCAUGAUCACCAGUGAGACCGGCAAGGCACUGAUUCAGACCUGCCUCAACUCGCCAGACUCUCCACCCCGCUCAGACCCCACCACAGACCAGAGAAUGAGUGCCACCGGCUUUGAAGAGACAGAUCUCACCUACCAGGUGUCGGAGUCUGACAGCAGUGGGGAGACCAAGGACACACUGAAGCCGGCGUUCACAGUCACCAACCUGCCAGGUACCACCUCUACCAUCCAAACAGCACCUAGCACCUCUACCACCAUGCAAGUCAGCAGCGGUCCCUCUUUCCCCAUCACCAACUACCUGGCACCAGUAUCUGCUAGUGUCAGCCCCAGCGCUGUCAGCAGUGCCAACGGGACUGUGCUGAAGAGUACAGGCAGUGGCCCUGUCUCCUCUGGGGGCCUUAUGCAGCUGCCUACCAGCUUCACCCUCAUGCCUGGUGGGGCAGUGGCCCAGCAAGUCCCAGUGCAGGCCAUUCAGGUACACCAGGCCCCACAGCAAGCGUCUCCCUCUCGUGACAGCAGCACAGACCUCACGCAGACAUCCUCCAGCGGGACAGUGACGCUGCCCGCCACCAUCAUGACAUCAUCCGUGCCCACGACUGUAGGCGGCCACAUGAUGUACCCUAGCCCCCAUGCGGUGAUGUAUGCCCCCACCUCAGGCCUGGCUGAUGGCAGCCUCACCGUGUUGAAUGCCUUCUCUCAGGCACCAUCUACCAUGCAGGUGUCCCACAGUCAGGUCCAGGAACAAGCUGGCGUCCCCCAGGUGUUCCUGACAGCACCGUCUGGGACAGUGCAAAUCCCUGUUUCUGCAGUUCAGCUUCACCAGAUGGCUGUGAUAGGGCAGCAGGCCGGGAGCAGCAGCAACCUCACCGAGCUACAGGUGGUGAACCUGGAUGCCACCCACAGCACCAAGAGUGAAUGAUCCGCCCGCCUCCCUUGACAGAUGGCCCAAGGGACGGCACCACUUAUUUAUUGUUGCCUUUUCACGUUUUCUUUACACACAUGUUGAUGGGGCCGCAGGAGGGAGGCGGGAGGAGGAGCGGGCAGCCACAGGACUGAGCCCUCUCACUCCAGCCAAAGAAAUGGGCCUGCCUGCCCUCCACCCAUCCUCCUUCCUCCUCCCCUCUUUCUAGCUCCACCUCCCAUUUCAGUUGAUGGUGGGGCUGUCCUCCCUCCUCAGACUCCCCUUGCCAGCUUGGCUCAAUGUUUGCCAUAAGUAUUAGCUUACAUAGUGGGACCGUGCCCCACCUCCCACACACAGGCCUUCUGUGGGGCUGGGCACUGUGUCCUCCCCUGAAGAAGCAGUUGGGGCCCUCUCCCCUGCCUCCUUGCUGACCCCACAUCAGUCCUGUGUCUGCCACAGGCUGGGUCAAAAGAGCACUGCCCUUGUCCCUCAGGGAGCCAGCUGAGGAGAUGGGGGCUUUUCCCUCACGCCGCCACCCUCUGCCCCUUCAGCUCCUGAGUAGUUGGGCCUGUGCACUGGGCAGGUUCCUGGGACCACCUGCCCUGCCUUGCCAUUCCCCUUGGACCUCCAGGGGCUCCUGGGUUGGAGGGAACCACCAGUGUUCCCUUCUUCCCUUUGUCUUCCCCCCUCCUCCCAGCUGCUUUACUUAAAGUUGAUUUUGAACUUUUUAUUUGAGGAGACGAAGUGAAAACAAAUCUAUAAAUAUAUAUUUUUAAAAUAUUUAACUUUUUUUUAUGGCGUUUUUCUCGUCCCCCUCUCUGCCCAAACUCCCCUUCCCUGGGGAGCCCUUCGGCUCCCCAGAACUGGCUGGGCCCCUGGGGACAGAGCCACCCCAUGAGCUUGGGGUCCACCAGUGUGGGGGGGUGAGAUUCUGGGAUUGCCCGGUCCUGGGUUGUUUCCAGGAGAAAGCCGGGGGAGGGGCCCUCAGGCCAUACCCCAACAGGGGUGGGAGGGUGACCCACAGCUCUGGGCCUCUUUUUGCCCUUUAGGGCUGUUGUUAGGGAGAGGGAAGAGGGAAACCAAAUAUGGGGGUGGGGGUGGGAGGGUAUCAGGUAGAGGCAAGUGACUUCAUUUGUGCCACACAUAUGGGCAUUGCAGCCUUGUGCUCCCCCAGGCCUGCAGCUGCCUGGGGCCCAAGUUGCAGUGAGCAAGGUGGGGUCUGGGAGGGAAUGAAAGGCAGAAACGGGGGUCAGAAUAAGUGGGAGCAGCUCUUGGGCUGAGUGCAGUGAUAGGGGAGCCAGAAAUGGGCAGCUCUCCCAGGGAGUGAGCAGCUACUGUAACUUUUUUAAAUUAAGACAAAAAGCCUUGAAGAAAAUGACUUUAUUUUUCUAAGUGUAACCUCAGUAUUUAUGUAAUUUGUAUAGGGGCCAUGCCCCACCCCCUUUUCCCCCUUUGGGGUAGACUUGAGGGUGGGCCAGCAUAGGGGAAAGGGUCUUUUACCCUUGUCAGAGCAUACCUUCACCACCUAUAUCCAGAAUGGGAACCUUUUCAGAAAUAUGCUAGUGGGGGGGGUGUUAACCCCUAUCACUGCCUUCAGUAGGAACAAGCCUGCUUCUGUGAUUAGGUGAAGGGGUAGGGGAAGAUUUUACGCACAGCCUAGUCAUCAAGGGGAUGAUUUGCAGAUAGGUUUUGAGAACUCCCUAACCUUUAACCCUCAUUGCUGUCUUACCCCAGUUUGGGGUGCCAAGAUGGAAGUCACCUUUCUGGGCUUUCUCCUGGAGAUACCUGGGGCUGAUGGGUGACUUUCAAGACUGAGGCAUGGCAGAGGCCAGAGAGGGGGGGAGCUUGGGACUCAGGUCUGUAACUGCCCAGCCCCUUUUCUCUGCUCUUGUUUCACUCCACCACCAUUCACUCCCCACUCCCCUACCCAUGGGAGGAGACCUUGAUGAAUUCCUCCUCUCCUUCC